UAUCUCUCUCAUCGAAAGUAGAAGUAGGGUCUCUACUUUCAAGCUUGAUUAAAAAAGAGAGAGAAGGUUAGAGAGAGAGAGAGUUCAGAAAACCAAAAAACCCACCUGCAUUCACGCUGCCCAUUUCCCUCUCUUCGCUUCCCAACAAUAAAAAUCUCACCUUUAGCCACCCGAGAAACCCACCUUCCUGCAACACCCCCGCCCCAAACCGGAAGACUGAAAAAGGGGCCAACUUUCCGCAGAUCAAAGAGGGGAAUUCUCGAAGCGGGAGCACCUGAUGGACUCAAGGGACGCGCCACCGCCACCCGGGAUGGUGGGGGUCGUGGGGUCCACCGGCUCCUACCCCACCGGCGGCCCCCAACAGGCACCGACCCAGCAGCAGCAGCAGCAGCAGCAGCCGCCGCAACACCUGAUCAACCCCAAUUCGUCGGCGGUCAUGAUGCAGCACCGCUUCCCCUUCAACUCCAUGGUGGCCUCCGGGCCGCACCCCCCGCCGCCGCCCCAGCAGCAGCAGCAGCAGCAGCAGCAGCAUCAGCAGCAUCAGCAGGCGGCGCAGCAGGAGGGGGGGAUGGAUGCCCUCGGUAAUGCCGGCGGCAUUUACGACGGAUCGUCGCAGUCGGGGCUGAGGCCCGGCGGUUUCUCCAUCGAGCCGGCCAAGAAGAAGCGUGGGAGGCCCAGGAAGUACACUCCCGAGGGCAACAUUGCCCUAGGGCUCGGGCCCGCCUCGGUGCACUCCUCCUCCGGCGGGGAUCAUCAUCAUCACCACCACCAUGGCGGCGGCGGUGGCGGAGGAACCAGCGGCGGCGGAGGUGAUGGGAACCUCACGGGCUCGUCCGAGCCGCAGUCUAAGAAGCACAGAGGGAGGCCACCUGGGAUGGGGAAGAAGCAAAUGGAUGCUUUAGGAGCUGGUGGAGUUGGUUUCACUCCGCAUGUGAUCCAUGUCGACGCUGGUGAGGACGUAGCCUCUAAAAUUAUGGCCUUUUCAUUGCAAGGACCCCGUACAAUUUGUAUUCUCUCAGCAAGUGGAGCUAUCUGCAAUGUAACCCUCAAGCAGCCAGCAAUGAAUGGUGGAACUGUGACAUAUGAGGGCCGAUUUGAGAUAAUCUGUCUAUCUGGAUCCUUCCUGUGUCCAGAAAAUGAAAGUGGUCGCAGCAGAGCUGGUGCAUUAAGUGUGUCAUUAGCAGGUCCAGAUGGUCGAGUGCUCGGUGGAGGGGUUGCGGGAUUGCUAAUUGCCGCUACACCUGUACAGGUUAUUGUUGGAAGCUUCCUUGCAAAUUCAAAGAAAGCAUCUUCAAGUGCUCUCAAGUCCGACGCUUCUCCAACGCCACAGGGUCCACAAUCCCAUAUGUUGAACUUUGGUACAGCUGGAACAGCAGUGAGCCCCCCCUCUGACGGAGCAUCGGCCGAUUCAUCUGAUGAAAAUGGCAAUAGCCCAAUUAAUCACCGACCUACCGGAAUCUACAACAACACUAGCCAGCCGAUCCACAAUAUGCAGAUGUACCACCAUCUGUGGGCUGGCCAAACUCCUCACUGAAGAAGUUAACUGAGAUAUAACUGGCUUUCUGGGUACUACUCAACUUGAGAUCAUUGUUCAUCGUAGCCGCAGAUAUAUAUACAUUAGGCCAACUUGGCAGGCAUCACCCAAAUGACAUCUUAAUGAGGCAUCCUCUCGUCGACUCCAUUUUAUUUCUUGUUUAGUCUUUAUUCUCUUUCUGAACUUGGUUACUGGGGGUUUGUUAAUUUGAAUCUUAUCGGAACAUGGUGCUGUUGUUGAUAGUUGAUAGCAUGGGAAGCAUUUUCUUGAGGAUUCUUUGCUUGUUUCGGCAAUUACUUCCCAUCUCUGGUUUCUUGUUUCAA
Eucalyptus grandis is the source of this 1857-nucleotide messenger RNA. RefSeq names its product AT-hook motif nuclear-localized protein 8. The coding region runs from base 278 to 1534 and encodes 418 amino acids. Gene Ontology annotation, molecular function: minor groove of adenine-thymine-rich DNA binding. The record is from RefSeq and is a predicted model, not a curated record. NCBI's taxonomy places the organism in Eukaryota, Viridiplantae, Streptophyta, Magnoliopsida, Myrtales, Myrtaceae. The transcript has 5 exons.